UUUUCUCUUGCUGGUGCAGCUGAGAGCGAGCGAGCGAGAGCGAGACCUGGAAAUGAAAGUAAAGAGAUCAGGAGGCACAUGGAGGGAGCUGCAGGGGCAGCCGAUCCAGAAGCAGAAUGCUGCCUUCUGUAAUUAAAUAGCACUUACUAUUAUUAUUACUUUUAGUAAUAAUACAUUAAUAAUAUCUCUAGUAAUACAAUACCAUUUAUCAAGGAAAGUUUAUACAUAGUGUGGGGGGGAAAACCCGAGAAGAGCCAAGUAUAAUGGAGAGACAGAAGAGAAAACAAGAAAUAGAGAAAGGACUUCAGUUCAUUCAGUCCACGUUACCCCUAAGUCAAGAAGAUUAUGAGGCCUUUUUGCAGAAGCUGGUGAGAAACUUGUUUGCAGAGGGCAAUGAUUUGUUUCGAGAGAAGGAUUUCAAGCUUUCGCUGGUACAGUAUGUAGAAGGGCUGAACGUGGCAGAUUAUGCAGCCUCUGACGAGGUGACCAUCCCAAAGGAACUCCUCUGCAAGCUGCAUGUCAACCGAGCUGCCUGCUACUUUGCCAUGGGGUUGUAUGAGAAGGCACUGGAAGACAGUGAGAAGGCUUUAAGUCUCGACAAGGAGAACAUCCGAGCGCUAUUCCGGAAAGCCCGCUCCUUAAAUGAGCUUGGAAGACACAAAGAAGCAUAUGAGUGCAAUAGCCGAUGCUUGCUGUCCCUCCCACAUGAUGAAAGUGUCACACAACUGGGACAGGAACUUGCCCAGAAGCUGGGACUGAGGGUUCGAAAAGCAUACAAAAGACCUCAGCAGGAAUUGGAAACGUUCUCACUACUCAGUAAUGGCACAUCAAUCAAUUCGUCAAACCAGACUACUUCCAAUGGAUUGGGUUCAAUAGAUGACAUCGAAACAGACUGCGCUAUGGACCUGCAGUGCCUCCCGGCUCCUGUGGCCGCCUCCAUCCCUGUGAAUGAUGGGUUGGCCCCUUUGCCCUCUGACUCAGAUGCAAAGGGCUUGCCUACCUCACUCCCUGCUGCCAGCUUGCUCCCAUCUCCAGACUGUGUACCCUUGCCAGUGCCUGAGAGCGUGGAGGACUUCACAGAUGGGGACAUCAUUGGGGAAGAACUGGACUCCCUCCUGGACUCCCUUGCUGAAGGGUCACCAUACCCUCUAUCUCUGGUCCAGGGCACCAUUCCUGCCAACCUGCCAACUGAGAUGCCCCAGUUGAUUCCUGUGUUUCCGGGGGGAACUCCGCUGCUGCCUCCAGUCGUGACAGCCAACAUCCCUGUCUCCACCCCUCUGCCACCCGCCUCCUUUGGCCUGGUGAUGGAUCCCACCAAGCAGCUCUCCUCCUCCUCUGUCCUGGAUGCCUUCGAGGCCCCACCAGGAGGAAGUGGUGGCUCUACUUUAGAUUCGCUGGAUUCCCUGGAUCUGCUUCCCUACACAGACACAGGGCUCGAUGCCCUGGACUCCUUUGGGACGAGCAGAGGGUCGCUGGAUGCCUUGGAUUCCUUUACCAUUGAAGAAACUAGCUCUCAGGAACUGCGACACCCACCUGGCAGCCAAAAACCAUCCCCCGUGGUCAACCUUGGUGGAGUGAGUCACCCAACUGUGCCCAAGGUCACUGAGCAGCUGCUGUCCCAGCCAGAACCAGUAAUGCCCAACACAGCCCUGCUAGUGAAGAACCCACUGGCAGCUACUCACGUCUUCAAGCAAGCCUGUCAUAUCUGCUACCCCAAAACAGGGCCCAAGGCUGGUGAUUACACCUAUCGGGAAGGCUUGGAGCACAAGUGCAAGCGGGACAUCCUGCUGGGCAGGCUGAAGAACUCGGAAGAUAAGACCUGGAAGAGGAUCCGUCCUCGCCCAACAAAAACCAACUUUGUAGGAUCCUAUUACCUGUGCAAAGAUAUGCUUAACAAGCAGGACUGUAAGUACGGGGAUAACUGCACCUUCGCGUACCACCAGGAAGAGAUCGACGUGUGGACGGAGGAGAGGAAGGGGACCCUCAACCGUGACCUCCUCUUUGACCCGCUAGGUGGGAUCAAGCAGAGCAGCCUCACAAUUGCCAAGCUCCUCAAGGAACAUCAGGGCAUCUUCACCUUCCUCUGUGAGAUUUGCUUCGACAGCAAACCCCGGAUUAUCAGCAAAGGGACCAAGGACACGCCAUCUGUCUGCUCCAACCUUUCUGCCAAACACAGUUUCCAUGACAACAAGUGUCUGGUCCACAUUGUGCGUUCCACCUCCCUGAAAUAUUCCAAAAUCCGUCAGUUCCAAGAGCACUUCCAGUUUGACGUGUGCCGACAUGAGGUGCGUUAUGGCUGCCUACGUGAGGACAGCUGCCACUUUGCUCACAGUUUCAUUGAGCUCAAGGUCUGGCUGCUGCAGCAAUAUUCAGGAAUGACCCAUGAAGAUAUCGUGCAGGAAUCUAAAAAGUACUGGCAGCAGAUGGAGGCACAUGCCAGCAAACCAGCCAACAGCAUGGCUUCUUCCCGGACUCCCACAUCAAGCACCUUUGACCUCCAGAUGAAAUUUGUGUGUGGCCAGUGCUGGAGGAAUGGGCAGCUGGUGGAGCCAGAUAAAGACCUCAAGUACUGUAGUGCCAAAGCCCGCCACUGCUGGACGAAGGAACGCCGUGUCCUGCUGGUGAUGUCCAAAGCAAAGAAGAAGUGGGUGUCAGUCCGACCGCUGCCUCCCACCCGCAACUUCCCACAGCAAUAUGAUUUGUGUAUCCAUGCACAGAAUGGCAGGAAAUGCCAGUAUGUGGGCAACUGCUCCUUUGCCCACAGCCCUGAGGAGAGAGACAUGUGGACCUUCAUGAAAGAAAAUAAAAUACUAGAUAUGCAGCAGACCUAUGACAUGUGGCUAAAGAAACACAACCCCGGGAAGCCUGGAGAGGGAACACCACUCACCUCACGAGAAGGGGAGAAGCAGAUCCAGAUGCCCACCGACUAUGCUGACAUCAUGAUGGGCUACCACUGCUGGCUCUGCGGGAAGAACAGCAACAGCAAGAAGCAAUGGCAGCAGCACAUCCAGUCGGAAAAACACAAGGAAAAAGUCUUCACCUCAGACAGUGAUUCCAGCUGCUGGACCUACCGCUUCCCCAUGGGCGAAUUCCGGCUCUGUGAAAGGUUCCAGAAGAACAAGGCCUGUCCUGAGGGAGAGGAGUGUCGCUAUGCCCAUGGCCAGGACGAACUGACGGAGUGGCUGGACCGGAGGGAAGUGCUGAAACAGAAACUGGCCAAAGCCCGCAAGGACAUGCUGCUCUGCCCCAGGGAUGACGACUUCGGGAAAUACAACUUCCUAUUGCGGGAUGGUGUAUAGUAAGGGCAGGGGAGAGCCUGUCAGCUGCAGAAAUACGGGGUGGGUUUUCCGAGUGGCAGUAGCAGGGAGAGUGAGAUCUGUGUCUUGCAAAGAGAACUUUUUCUUUUCUUUUCUUCUAAGAUUAUGAGACGAUGAUUUAUUAGUGAUGAAUGAAUUUGUGAAUUUGAUUCUCCUUGGUCAGCGAACGCCGUGCUCACUGAGUUUGUGAUCCAUCUUUUCUCCUUUCUUUCCCCCAAGUUCUCCCUCCACUCCAUCUUUUUGUUUUCACUGUCCAAAGAAAUUAAUUCAGUUUGUACUGGGCUGCAAAACAGAGCAUUUUUCCUUGUGUUAUUACUCUGUCCUUCAGAGUACAACUGCAGAGGUCUGGAGGACAGACUUGAGAGAAAGGGCCAGAGAAGCUGUGGAUGCCCCAUCUCCGGAAGUGUUCAAGGCCAGGUUGGAUAGAGCUCUGAGCAACAUGGUCUAGUGGAAGGUGUCUUUGGAUGGGGGAUUGGAACUAGAUGGUCUUUAAGGUCCCUUCCAACCCAGGCCAUUCUUUGAUUCUAUGAUUUUAUGAUUUUUUGACAUCUGGUGAAAAGAUGACCCAUGAAUUUCAUGUGUUCCUCUUUUCAGUGCUGCAGAGCAAACCCCACUCAUCCUGCUGCAGCCUUCCCGCUCUCCUGGGAGUUCAAUACCAGAAGAAUUAGGAAUUGAGGUGCAAAGAAGGAAAACCACUAGAUCUGUCUUAAAACAUCUAGGCUUAAGCUCCUACUAUCUAUAUUGCCCUGAGGCAUCAACUGGUGUUGAGGAGGAUAACAGCCUGUGGCGUAACAGUGCAGGUGAAAGCAGCAAAGUAAUGAAACUGAUUGCAGCAGCAGGAACUGGGUUGUAGGUUACUUCAGACUGUUUCAGCUGACUGUACCCAGAAAGCAGAUUGGUGACUCUUCAUUAGACGUCUUUCUCAGUGUGUGGCAAAUAUUCAGAGUAAAUAGUUUUGGUUUUGUUUUCUGGCUGAUGGGACUACUGCAAGAUUGAACCCAUCUAGUAGGUGGAGUCUGUGACACACCCUGUGUCACUGUAGUCCAUGCAGCAGUAUCAGUCAGGAGGAAGGCUGUAACCAAAAGGAGACUGUGUUUCUGUGUUGCCUUGUGUCCUGAAGAGAAGAGAGGGAGGUAACGGUGUUCCCUUUUUGCUCUUUAAAUGAUGUGUGCUUCUGGUUACAUAGAGCUGUGUUUUUGCCUGCACUGCCAGAACUGGGUGGGAACCUAUUUAAAAGGACACCAUCGAGCAGCAUGGGCGAUAUUUAGCUGAUGGGAAUCCAGCUGGAACCACUUACCAGCACCAGAGGUCCAGCUCCCUCCUCCUCAGAGCCGGGGCAGGGAGCUUGCAGAUGCACAGUGCAGCCAGGAUGUGACCCAGGGCAGGGACAGUGGUGAAGAGUGAGUGGCACGGUGGGUGGGACCCAGCCAUGCGCCUGCUCCUGCCCUGCCUGAUGUAUGCCAUGAUGGGGGAACCAGUGAUGCUGAGCUCUGGGCCGGGAUUUUUGGCUUUUAUAGUGGCAGCAGGAAGAGGCAGUACUGCUCUGAAUGCCAGCCUUGUACUUUCCAGUGGUCUCUUCCUUCCUGUAAGCAGUAAACAUGUGUCCUGUCCUGAGCUUCCCUCUCCUCUCUUCUGCAGUCCAGCUGUGCUUUGCAGUUUUGGAUGCAGGGAUGGCACCAUCCACUCAAACACAAACACAUCUCCCUCCCAGCCUUCACUAGGGAUGUCUUUUUUGUACAGAGUCUCCUUGGACAGCAGUCUUGGAUUCAUUGAGGCUGGCAGUGCUGUGUCCAUGGUAAAUACAAUCUGGCUGUGAACUGCUUGGUGCUUUGGCACUGCCGGAUCUCCCUCUUUGCUCCCUGCUCCCAUAUCAUUGGGGUUCACAGCUUCAGGAGAGACAAGAUGUGGAAAUCAGGAGAUGUGGAAAUGCAGCAGGUGCUGUGGGGGCAGCUGUCGCCUUUCUAAACCAGCCUUCGGGGAGGUGCUUUGGCUCCACUGGGGUGGAGUUACGGUGCAGUUACGGAGCAGAGUGCUCUGCACGCUAGUCUGAAGUCUUUCCAGAGAGACAGUGUGCUCUAAGGAAACUGAAUGUGCCUCUGCACUUUGAAUCACUUAGGUUGGAAAAGAACUCAAAGAUCAUCAAGUCCAAUCAUUAACCCUGCACUGCAAAGUCCCUAGACUAAACCACAUCCCUAAUUGUUACAUCUACAUGUCUUUCUAAAUACUUUCAGGGAUGGUGACUCAGCCACUUCCUUGGACAACUCAACCACUUCUCCACAGAACUUUUUUCCUCUCCCUUAAAAUGUGGAUGGUGGUCACUGGUUUGGUAUGAGCAAUAUCAGACAUGGCAGUUUUUGAGUGGUCAGGUGCUAUAUUUUCUCCUCUGUCCUUUGUGGUACCUUCUCCUGGUCCUCCUUGUGCUCAAGGGAUCAGCUUUACAGACAGAGACGGGAGAAGGCAGGCAUCAGCUCCUGGGUUAUCUUGUUCUGCUCUUCUUGGGCAGAGACACCAAGGAAGGAAAUCUGGAUUGGGGAACAUUGGAAUGUGUUUUUUAUUUUUAAAACAAACUUGCAUCUCUAGUGUGACUGGUGUUCGCUGAGCCGUGAUUUCCGUAUGAGAACUUGUUUAAGUUAUGGGUGUGUCACUGUCCCCUCUCCCCAUCUCUGCAAUGAGAGACAAGCUGCUCAGUGAGGUUUUGGGGGUUUGGGCUGGGGCUGAGGCGGGGAGAGGGAGAGCAUGUGUGAGGUGAGGUGAGGUGAGGGGCCCACAGUCAUGGGGGUUGUGUUGAGUGUCUCUUUUUGUUUUCCCUGAUAUGAUAACCUGGUCUGUGGUGUUGCAGUACUUUGUCACCAGACUUGUUUUAGUGUGUAUAUAUGUGACCCCUCCCAUGAAGCAUAUAUACACAGGUAUUAAAUAUAUCUCUCUAUAUAAUAUUAUAUGUGUGUGGUAUCAAAGGAAUCUUUUAAAAUGAGGGUAAAGGAAAAGGACUCGGGCCAGGAAACGCAGCAUCUCCGGUUUAAAUAUGAAGAGUUUCAUUUGGCAUAGGGAAAGGGAAAUAACAAAAAAGGGGAGGGUUUUAUAUGGAUAGGUAUAAAUUUUGAGAUGGGACAGGUUUCCCUGUUCACAUUUCUGAAACCCCUUAGGAUGUCCUCGCAGUCCCAUCUCAGUGAGAGAGUAUUAUACUGCUAACUAGUGAGUAAAGUUUUAAAGGUAAGGCUUGGCUAAUAUUAUUUAAAGGGACAUUGUGAAAGACAGGAAGGUUCACACGUGACUUCUCAGGCUCGCUUUAUCAAGCCAAGAGGGUUUUUUUCAGCACACUAUGUGCUCUCAGCAAAACUGCUCGGCGCUCACAGCUCUACAACAGAUAAACCACAAGUUGUAGGGCUGCGUUAGUGGUUUGUUCACAAGACUCUGAUAACUCUCUCUUCUUUAUUCAUGUGAGAGAAGAAAAUUCUGCAGCGCAGAACCAAAUUUGAGGGUUAUUAGCAAAAGAAGUGAUGUUGUAAUUUCGUAACAUCAGAAGAAAAUUGCAUAUCCUGUAAAAUAACCACAGACAUUCACACAGAGCAGAAACUUGUUAAAUGCUGAAGGACUUAGUGAAACUCUUUUCCCAAAUUCUUUGGUAGGGGCAGGAAUUUAAGUGACGCUGGCAUCGGAGUUAACCUGGCCUUUACAGGGGGAAAUGAAAAAAAAAACCAACAACAGAAAAUACCCUGCUUAGCUUGUAUGAAACUGUAUGUCAAAAAUGGAUGGGUUUUAGCAAGUGAAAGGAAAAGAUAGCAAGGGGAUGCUGCAGUUCUGAGCUGGGUAGUAAUGAUUUCGAGUCCUUUAAUAUGUCUUUGUAUUAAUAUAAUUUAAGAAUACCACGCUUUACUAUUAAAAAAGAACUUAGUAUCUUUCAUAAGGUCUAGUAUCAGGAUAAUAAUGUAGAUGUUUUAACAACGUUUUUGUUCUUAAAUAAAGAAAAAAACCAAACUUGCUUCUUAUAGCCUUUGUAAUAGAAAAUAAAAGUGUGCACUUUAAACCGUC
Molecule: messenger RNA, 7346 nt
Organism: Myiozetetes cayanensis
Lineage: Eukaryota; Metazoa; Chordata; Aves; Passeriformes; Tyrannidae
Gene: ZC3H7B
Product: zinc finger CCCH-type containing 7B
Exons: 23
Coding region: 264-3299 (1011 amino acids)
Biological process (GO): miRNA processing
Molecular function (GO): protein binding; miRNA binding; metal ion binding
Source: RefSeq, a predicted model, not a curated record